GAACUCUGACCCGACCGCUGGUGUUUCCGGUCGCCUUUGACUUCGGUUGGGUUUUGCGGGUUAGCUAAAAGCUGAUAUUUAUUCCGCCACAUGAUUGAAUUAUUUAGGAUUCUUCCGGGGGCUUGUCAGCGGCCACAUUCACUGUUAUAUACUAUUUGCGUACGCUGUAGUCGACACGGUUCUUUUUUAAAUGAAAUUAACACAAACGGACUGCUCACUUUCGGGAUUUGUUUUGCUAAGUCGCUAGUUAGCAGCCGGCUAGCUCUUUCGCGGCCAACUAGUCCUAUCAGCGCUGUUUACUGUAAGUGUCGCCCAGCUUGGGGUAUGAUUUAGCGGGGGAAAUCCGAUGAUCCAGAGACUCUUCAGCUCUCGGGACUCAUAACCGUCCCGAUGUGUCCCGAUCCAUUGGAAAGUAGAACUCCGAGUUAGCGGAACCGAUGGGUUUGUCCGCCUGAUUUUAUUAUCUGGGUUGACACUCAAGCUGUAAAUUCACUGGACAAUUAAAAUAUAUAAGAACCUAAACGAGCAUAGACGAUUAUUGACAAAAAGAAGAAGAAAAAAACGACAAUGGCUAAUGUUACGGACCUGCAGACGAAGUACAGCAAGCUAGCACAGGAGUAUUCUAAGCUCCGAGCCCAGAACCAAGUGCUAAAGAAGGCAGUCGUAGAUGAACAAGCAAACUCUGCCACUUUGAAGGAGCAGCUGAAACAAAGAGACCAGAGUCUGAGGAGGCAAGAGCAGGAGAUGGACAGCCUCAGCUUCAGAAACCAGCAGCUGGCCAAGAGGGUGGAGCUGCUGCAAGAGGAGUUAACUGCCAGUGAAACCAAGGGGAAGAAGGGGAAGCAGAGUAAAGCAGACUCUCCCUCCCAGCACGGCCUGCAGACUCAGAGUGUUUUUAACGAAGACCUGCAGAAGAAGAUAGAAGAAAACGAACGACUUCACAUUCAGUUUUAUGAAGCAGAUGAACAGCACCGGAAGAAGGAGGCCGAGCUCAAAGCUCGACUUGAGGAGCUGGAGAAAGGCGCCGAGCAGCAUCAAACCGCCGUGGACGGACUCGCUAAAAAAUACGUGGAGACAAUUGAGCGGCUGCAGGGGGACAAAGCACGCUUAGAGGUGAAAGCAGAAAGUCUGGAGAGGGAAGCUAAAGAGUGCAGAGUGCGAACGGAAGAAUGUCAGCAGCAGUUGAGACGGUGUCAGUCGGAGCUCCACAGGCAGAUGAAACAAAGCAGCAGUGUAAUCCAGGAGAAAGUGCCCUUCAACGACACCAAAUUUAGCGACUACAACAGUCUAAACGUACCUGCUCACAACCGAAGACAUCAGCUGAAGGCCCGGGACGUGGCCAGCCAGGCCCUGAGCUUCAUCCAGGACCUGGUGGCUGCUCUUCUCAACUUCCACUCCUACACAGAGCAGCGCAUACACAUCUACCCUCUGGAUUCUUCCAUUGAGCCCAUCUCCCCUCUUAACCAGAAGUUUUCUCAGUAUUUACAUGAGAACGCAGUGUAUGUGCGCCCCCUGGAGGACAGCUUUGUGCAGCUGUACCAAAGCAUCACAGAGGACACAGUCACAGCGUUGGAGACUGUGGUCAAGCUGAGGGAUUUUGCUGUAAAUUUCUCCUCCUACGCCCACUUCCUCCUGAAGAUUCUUCCUUACCAGCUGAAAAGCCUGGAGGAAGAGUGCGAAGCUCCUCUGUGCACAGCUGCUCUGACAGCUAAAAACCAGGAGUUACAGAGUGACGUGAAGAAAGUUACAUCUGUCUUUGAGAAGCUGCAGAACUACAUCAACCUCUUAGCCUUACCCUGUGUUCGGCAGGACGCCAUGCCACAGACUAGCAUUUCAGCCGUUUUUACCCAGCUGGCUGCCUGCCUGCACAGUCUUCACGACUCCGUUAAAGAAAUGUCAAAGCAUUACAACCAGAAGGCCAGCCUGGAGCAGGAGCUCCCCACCAUCACUCAGAAGCUUUGCACCACCACAGAGUGCCUCCUCGGAUCGUUGUGUUCACUGACCAGCAGCACUGGAAAGAUCGCUACUUUUUUCAGCAACAACUUGGACUUUUUCACAUCCUCAGGCUACAGUCCAAGAGGGAGCGCAGUCACACUCAACCCUUUGCAAGCAGAGAGCAUGCUUGCCAACAAAAAGAGAGCUGCUGCCUAUAUGCAAGCUCUUAAAAGGCCCAGAGCCCCGUCUGUCCCAUACAGAGAAGCCCUGUCGAACCGUCGCAUCCUCACCAGCUCCACCGAGAGCAGGGAGGGCCUCACCCAGCAGGUGCAGCAGAGUCUGGAGAAGAUUGCCCGUCUGGAGCAGGAGAAGGAGCACUGGCUCCUGGAGGCCCAGCUGGGGAAGGUGCGACUGGAGAAGGAGAACCAGCGAAUUGCAGAGCUGGAAGCGCAGCUCGCGGCAGCUCUGGGGGGGAGCCCCGACUCCCAGAGAGCGGCAGCAGGCGCACCACCGCCAAACCACGAGGACGCAGAGACGGAGCAGCACGCCGCAGGGCAGCAGACGACUCAGAGCACCAGCCUGGUUGGAAUGUUGUGCACCACACCUGCAGUUGAAGAUGUGGGAGACGAGGAGUCCCGGGAGCAGCUGAUAAAAAGUCACUACAUGUCCAGAGUGGGAGAACUCACCACCCAGCUCCAGAUCUCUGAUAGCAAAGCUGUGCACUUUCACUCCGAGUGUCGUGCUUUGGCCAAGAGAUUAACCAUUGCAGAAAAGGCCAGAGAGACACUGAGUGAGGAGAUCAAAGUGGCGAAUCAGAAGAUCUCACACUUACAGGAUGAGCUCACUACAACCAAGAGGAGCUAUGAGGACCAGCUCAGCAUGAUGAGUGACCACCUCUGUAGUAUGAAUGAGACCUUGAGCAAGCAGAGGGAGGAGAUCGACACCCUCAAGCUGGGCAGCAAGGUAAAUACCAAAAAGAACAAGGGCCGCUAGAGAUGCUCCGUUUGCUUGGACACAUCAGGAGAAAACGUUGAUGUGAGACUUGCAGGACACCAACACUGGAUGUCUACAGGAGCUCCAGAUUCUUCAGUUACCACCUGGAGGCAAAACCCUCUUUAACAUCAAACGUUUUGGUGAAAAUGGUUUCUGAAGUUCCCCGUCGGGACAUUCACUGAGAGGAAACGAAGAGCUGAAACAAAUGAAGUUUUAAUCUUUACUGAAAUCCAGACUUGAAGACCAAACCCUGUUUAUGUGUUGAGUGUCUGUGAUAGAGAAAAUCCAACCCGGUCUGCUUAUCUUCAGUUAUGCAAACAUCAGUGUGGCUGCAUGUGAGGAGUUUAGUCUAUUUGUGCCACGGCGACACCAUACUGUGCAGAACCUUUGGGUUCUAUCUCAUUUGACGUCAUUUGUUUGGGCCGUUCCAGGGUCGGGCAAAACUCCAUCCACAAGAAAGCAGAGCCUCUCUGUGCUUUACAAUCAGAACAUGGACUCUUGACUUGGGUUCUUCACUCACCUUGGGAGCAUUUUUGGUAUUCUGGAGGUGGAAGAACAUAACUUUCCUGAAAGGAAGGGACAUGUUGAAGCUUGUGAAAAUCAUUUUGUCUUCAGAGUUGCUCUGCCGCAAAACAUCUUCUCUCCCCCAAAGCAAGAGUGGACGAAGUUUUCAAGCUAAAUUAUAAUGUUUCAUUGAUUGAAAUGAAUAGAGAAAUGUAUUCAGAGACAAAGAAAAUCUUUAUUUUGCACUCUUUUCUUUUUAGUUUUUGUGUUUGCAAUAACAAGCUAGUUUACUGAAUCAUGUCGGAGAGAUUUGAGCAUUGCUUAAGAAAUUUGUGAGUCACGGCAGAAGGUGGAUUACUGUAAAUCACCGCCUCUGUCUUCGGUGUCAGGAAGGAGUUCAUUCAAACAUCUUGUUUACGGGUUCUGAUGGCAAAAACCUGCCAACACGAGCGAAAACGACUGGAAAACUUUUAUCUCACAUUGUGUUCAAAUAAAGCACAUAGAAACGUGUGUAACAGAAUAAAGAUCUUGUUCAAAAUGGA
Oryzias melastigma (Indian medaka) is the source of this 3974-nucleotide messenger RNA. It is a transcript of the gene ppp1r21, whose product is annotated as protein phosphatase 1, regulatory subunit 21. Lineage: Eukaryota; Metazoa; Chordata; Actinopteri; Beloniformes; Adrianichthyidae. The transcript is spliced from 22 exons. Gene Ontology annotation, cellular component: early endosome; membrane. The record is from RefSeq and is a predicted model, not a curated record. Bases 568 to 2928 code for a protein of 786 amino acids.